This is a messenger RNA of Encephalitozoon intestinalis ATCC 50506, 612 nucleotides long. RefSeq lists its product as uncharacterized. The coding region runs from base 1 to 612 and encodes 203 amino acids. Lineage: Eukaryota; Fungi; Microsporidia; Unikaryonidae. The record is from RefSeq and is a predicted model, not a curated record. The transcript has a single exon.
AUGAUCAUAAAGAUAGUUUCAACAGUGAAUGUUCCCGAUGCAGAGGUUAUUUCUGAUCUGCAGAGAACCUAUGUGAUAUGUCCGGAAAAGAAGUAUGUCUUGAAAUUUACCAGUGGAGAUGUUACGCUGAAGGCCUUCAAAGAGCUUUUUCUACUUGGAAAAGAGAUCUUGUUUUAUGUGGUGAAUUUUGAGUUUUUCUUCUACAAGAUGAGAAUGUUCAAGCACUACAGAUUUGAGUUUGUGAUGUGUUCGGAUGAAGAAAAGAGCGAAAGAAUCGAGAACUAUAAAGACAUAGAGAGGAGGCUGGCGGGAGAAUACAGCAACAGGGGUGUAGAGCUUUCAUUUAUGCCGGAUGUGUUUGCUUCUAUAAGAUCUUCCUUACUCAGCCCGGAGUUGUAUUUAUCCAAAGAAAAUCCAAGCACCAUCAUCUACAAACUGCUUACCAAGAAAUUCAACUAUGAAGAACUGAAAAGACUAGCUGCCGAUGCAAUAGGACGUGGGACAGAUACGGAGGAAGCUUUGAAUGAAGACUUCGAUAGACACUUGAAGAGCUUGGUGUUUGUAGGAGCUGUAAAGAUGAAAGAUGGAUUGUUUUACAGAUGGGACUACUAG